AUGCAUCAUCUGUCUUUAGUCGUGGCCAAAUAUGCGUUCUCUGGUAUCACAACCUUUGCGCAGCUCCCUUCUGCCGAUUGCCUCACUACUGAGGGUCCCGUGGGUGACAUUCUACUGGUCGGAUUCCCUUUCGACACGGCUACUUCCUACAGAACCGGCACGAGGUUCGGACCUAAUGCGAUCCGUCAAGGCUCGAGAGCUGUAUCUCUGGCGGGCCACUACAACUUCCGACAGUCCAUCAACCCCUUCACCCAAAACAUCUCCAUCGUCGAUUGUGGGGAUUUCCCCAUCUCCCCAUUUGACAAUGCCUUGGCUUUUGCCCAGAUGGAGGAGUGGUAUACCCGUCUGUUGCACCGUGACGUGAAGAACAACACCAGCGGCAUUACUUCCAAGAUUACUGGCAAGAAACACCCGCAAAUUGUUGCUCUGGGUGGCGACCAUAGCAUCUCCCUUCCAAUCCUGCGAGCCCUGCAUGCCGUGCAUGGCCCAAUGUCGGCUAUCCACAUUGAUGCUCACAUUGACACCUGGUCUCCAAAGGUCUUUGCAGGCUCUCAUGGCUCGCCUAGCCCUCAGGCUGCUGUUGCUGAUGGCACUCCGUACUACUGGGCUGGCAUGGAGGGUCUACUCGCCAAGGACUCAUCGGUACAUGCAGGCAUCCGCAGCACCCUCAACUCCGCUGCCGACAUUGAGCUUGACUCUAAGCUCGGAUUUUCUAUCAUUCCUGCUUCUGCCAUGCUGCGUGAAGGAGGGCUCCGCGCGGUCAUCGAUGGGAUCCGGUCAGUGGUCCCACGCGACAAUCCUGUCUAUGUGUCACUCGAUGUAGACGUUCUAGACCCAGCAUACGCCCCUGGAACUGCGGGCCCGGCAUCCGGGGGCUGGACUCCACGCGAAGUAAUUCAGAUCAUUAUUGAGGCCUUGGCAGGUCUCGAUAUUGUGGGUGUCGAUGUUGUCGAGGUGCUCCCGGGAAUGGACACUUCCGAGAUUACGGGGGUAGCUGCGGCCGAGUUUGCCUUUGAGCUUGUGACUACCUUGGUCAAAAACCGACUUGCCUAA
This is a messenger RNA of Ilyonectria robusta, 1053 nucleotides long. RefSeq names its product Ureohydrolase. The transcript has 5 exons. Lineage: Eukaryota; Fungi; Ascomycota; Sordariomycetes; Hypocreales; Nectriaceae. The record is from RefSeq and is a predicted model, not a curated record. The coding region runs from base 1 to 1053 and encodes 350 amino acids. Gene Ontology annotation, molecular function: agmatinase activity; metal ion binding.